Molecule: messenger RNA, 1648 nt
Organism: Oryzias melastigma (Indian medaka)
Lineage: Eukaryota; Metazoa; Chordata; Actinopteri; Beloniformes; Adrianichthyidae
Gene: agk
Product: acylglycerol kinase
Exons: 14
Coding region: 246-1517 (423 amino acids)
Biological process (GO): protein insertion into mitochondrial inner membrane; ceramide biosynthetic process
Cellular component (GO): mitochondrion; TIM22 mitochondrial import inner membrane insertion complex
Molecular function (GO): acylglycerol kinase activity; ATP-dependent diacylglycerol kinase activity; ceramide kinase activity
Source: RefSeq, a predicted model, not a curated record
UUAUAGGUACUGGUGAUUAGCCGAAUUUAAAUUAUUAUUAUUAUUUCUUCUAUUGAGUUUGUGCACGUUGUUGGUUCCGCUCUGUUUUGGUCGGAACGGUUGUAGUGUUACACCACUCCAUCCAUGCAGCAUAUAUUUUGACCGCUGUGGUUAAAGUCUGUCAGAAAAACACUUAAAAUCGCCCAAAAAUCUUGGCAGUUGUAGCAUGUGGCUGAGGUAGACGGUUUUGAGGGUGAUUUAUAAUCAUGGCUCGGGUUGUAAAAGUGUUUAAAACGAUACGGAAUCACUGGAAAAAGUCCACAUUUGCUGUGUGCGUCCUGUCCUAUGGGGGGUAUUGGCUGUAUGGUAAACACUGUGACAACCUCCUGCGCAGAGAAGCGUGUUAUUUGGCCAGGGAAUUUGGACGACAACAGAUUGCCCCACAGGAGCAACUAAAGAAAGCAACAGUUAUUUUAAAUCCUGCAGCCUGCAGUGGGAAAGCCAACAAAUUAUUCGAAAAGAAUGCAGCUCCAAUUUUACACCUGGCUGGCGUGGAGAUAAAAAUAGUGAAGACAGAUUAUGAAGGUCAGGCCAAAAAGCUGAUGGAGUUCAUGGAGCAGACAGACAUGCUGAUCGUGGCUGGAGGAGACGGGACGCUGCAGGAGGUCGUCACAGGUUUGCUGCGAAGGCCGGAUCAAGAUAGUUUUAGUAACAUACCGAUUGGGUUCAUUCCUCUGGGCUCUCAUAACUCUCUCAGUCCGAGUCUUCAUCUCCUUAGCGACAACAAAGUUAAGGACAUAACUUCAGCCACACUGUCGAUUCUGAGAGGAGAAACGGUACCCCUGGAUGUGCUGCAAAUCAAAGGAGAGACGGAUCAACCUGUCUUUGCUCUGAUCGGUCUGCGUUGGGGCGCUUUCCGAGACGUGGCUACAACAAUCAGCAAAUACUGGUACCUUGGACCUUUGAAGACAAAUGCAGCACAUUGGUUCAAAACCCUGAAGGAGUGGCCCCUGGUCCGGCAACUUUCAUUUUCCUACCUGGCUCCAACUCUUCGGCCCCCCGAUCUGCCCCCCCAGAAACCCCCCAGGCCCAACCUGCUCCUCCGCAUCGUGCGCCGCUGGAAAAACUACUGGAACCCCCCCGUUGAAGAGCCUCCGAAAGUGGAGGUGGCAGAGAAGUGGGAGGAGCAACAGCUCUCCACGGUGGAGCUCUACGUCCAAACGCACAACAAGAACCCGCUGGAGAGGCGCCUUCACGACUCCAUGAUGAUCUGCGCCGAACCCGACGGCUUCACCGUGGGGGAGUUCAUCAGCGCGGGGAGCAAAAAAGAAGCAGAUCCGACAGUUUUCACACAAAAUUCGACUAAACUGGAAGCGGGAGCUUGCCAGCUGAAACUCCCGGAGGGUGUCUCUGGCUUCUUCAAUAUCGACAACGAGGAGUACGAAGCCAUGCCUGUGGAGGUGAGGCUGUUGCCAAGGAAACUGCGUUUUUUCAUCAGCGCGGAGCGCAGGGAGCAGCUCCUUUCACAGCCGCAGUGACGAGGAGAGCAAGACGCCAGAGCUCUGAUGAAAGCGGAUUCUACGGAGCUAAGUUGGGGCCAAUAGUAUUUGAAACCCAAAUAAAACAAAUACAAAAAAAUAUUGUUUUUUUUUUUGCCCAAAAAAAGUGA